AUGCCACUCCGUUUCAAUUACUUUCCUACAACGGCACGUCUCCGUCGGCACUUCAAUACCACUACUAUUCGAAGAGAUAGCCCUAAGCCAACUCACUAUGAGACUCUCGAGAUACCGACCAAUGCAACGCCCAGCGAGGUGAAGAAAUCCUUCUACACCCUCUCCAAAACCCACCACCCAGACCGCAACCCCAACGACCCCUCCGCCUCCCACCGCUUCGUCCAGAUAUCAGAAGCAUACGCCAUACUCGGCACACCCGCAAAACGCCAAGCCUACGACCGCGAACACCUUUCCCACUCUCAUUCCCAUCACCACUCACCUCCCCCACAAGGCUCCUACCACUCCUCCGGCCCCGCCGGCGGACGCCCAGCCAGCGGUCUCAGUCGCCGCCGCACCCAAUUCCGCGGUCCCCCUCCCUCCUUCUACAGAAGUGGAGGAUGGGGCGCUCAUUCUGCGAAACGGCAAGCAGCGCAGAAUAAUGACGCUGAAACGGGAGGAGGAAUGGGACCGGGACAGUCGCCGUGGGGACAGGUGAACGAUGUGCCGCAUUUUGAUCGGGAGGGACAUACGCGGACGCAUGAGAAUAAUACGCGGCGGUGGGCAAGGAGGAAGGGGAUGGAGGACGGGUGGAUACCUGAGCAGGGCGCGCCGAGGGGGAUGUUGGCGAACUUUUUGUUUGUGAGUGGGAUUAUUAGUUUGGGGAUUUUGGUGCCGAGUUUGAUGAUCGAGAGGGUCAUGAAGGGUGGUAACAGGGACAAGAAUUUAUGAUGCGUAUAGAAGAACUUCGUUCGGACGAAUGUACUACCUUAGACGAUUCGAUUACAGCGGCAGAAGCACGAUAGAAGCAUACGCAGGUGUUACAAGUGGGG
Molecule: messenger RNA, 869 nt
Organism: Mollisia scopiformis
Lineage: Eukaryota; Fungi; Ascomycota; Leotiomycetes; Helotiales; Mollisiaceae
Product: DnaJ-domain-containing protein
Exons: 2
Coding region: 1-768 (255 amino acids)
Source: RefSeq, a predicted model, not a curated record